Notothenia coriiceps (black rockcod) is the source of this 418-nucleotide messenger RNA. Its product is annotated as dihydropyridine-sensitive L-type skeletal muscle calcium channel subunit alpha-1-like. The annotation marks the transcript as partial. Gene Ontology annotation, biological process: calcium ion import across plasma membrane. The record is from RefSeq and is a predicted model, not a curated record. Gene Ontology annotation, cellular component: voltage-gated calcium channel complex. The transcript has 2 exons. Lineage: Eukaryota; Metazoa; Chordata; Actinopteri; Perciformes; Nototheniidae. Gene Ontology annotation, molecular function: high voltage-gated calcium channel activity.
CAGAUAAGUGGACAGACAAAGCAAACAAGACGACUGCAUUUUGAAAAACACUUCGACAGACCUUUUGGAAUAUCUCCUCCAAUUCAAGUAAAGUUGGUACUCAUACUUUCUUGAAGCUGCAGAGAUGGCAGAGAGCAGCGGUUCACCAUUGUCAUCCUACAUCAUGGAUGAGGAAACUCUGAAGAGAAAACAAAAAGAGAAGCUGAAGAAGCUGAUGGCUACAGGAGGCAACCCAAGGCCUGCACGCUCUCUCCUCUUCCUGACACUGAGGAAUCCCUUCCGCAAGGCCUGCAUCAGCAUUGUGGAGUGGAAACCAUUUGAAAUCAUAAUCCUACUGGCAAUCUUUGCCAACUGCGUGGCCCUGGCCGUGUACCUGCCCAUGCCCGAGGAAGACAGCAACAACACCAACAGCAAUCUG